Messenger RNA from Mycotypha africana, 645 nucleotides. RefSeq names its product RING/U-box. The annotation marks the transcript as partial. Gene Ontology annotation, biological process: protein ubiquitination; positive regulation of mitotic metaphase/anaphase transition; anaphase-promoting complex-dependent catabolic process. Gene Ontology annotation, cellular component: nucleus; anaphase-promoting complex. The record is from RefSeq and is a predicted model, not a curated record. The transcript has a single exon. NCBI's taxonomy places the organism in Eukaryota, Fungi, Mucoromycota, Mucoromycetes, Mucorales, Mycotyphaceae. Gene Ontology annotation, molecular function: zinc ion binding; cullin family protein binding; ubiquitin protein ligase activity.
CAAUGAAGGUUCAAUUUACAUCUUGUACCUUAGCCUCAGAAUGGUGUUGGGCCGUUAAAGACUCAAACGAUGUCUGCGGCAUCUGUCAAGUUACGUUUGAUGUUGCUUGUCCAGCGUGUAAAAUGCCCGGUGACGAAUGUCCUGUCAUUUGGGGUGUCUGUACUCACGUCUUCCAUUUACACUGCAUAAUGAAAUGGCAUGAAAGUUCGACCAACGGCGAAACUUGUCCUCUCGAUAGAUCACCUUGGAGAACACUGGCUGCUUAGUUGAAGCUUUAUUGGAAAAAAAAAACAAACUAUCCAUCCUAUUCCAUCAUCUUUCCCAUUGGACGGAUUUCACUCACUCAAUGACAAAAAAAGCAAAUGGGACAUACUCUCAGUUGUAAUUUCUUAUGAUCCCUCUACAUCCUAUUCCCACCUCGUUCAAUUUACAUUACACCAUAACUUUUACAAACAGAUAGACAAUGGCUCUCCCAAUGAGUCAAUGAAAUAAAUAAAGUCCGUCAAUGGACAUUUUCAAUAAAGAUCGAUCGUCUUCAAAAGAGGGUGUUUAUUGCGUAUCAAAAAGCUAAAUUUAGUUCUUGUAGGAGAUGACACCAUCGAAACGUUGCUUGAACCAUUCUUGAGCUUCUUCCUAUAUACGUAU